AUGGGAUUGGAUUCCGCAAGCUCAUCCACCGACUCGCCAGACGGCGACAGAGAAGAAGAGGAUCCUCCGGAUCUCCAUGGGCCCGCGACAGCCCAUGUGAGUGUCUUCUCAUCACGGAGUGGUUACUCCGUACUGCCGGCAGUCCCUCCCGAUGGACCUGGGAAGGUGUCGGGGAGACCCAAACGGGUGUCCAGUCACGCUGCUCCACCAUCUCCACCCGCGCGAUGCUUCCCCAACUCCACGCCAAAGGCUAACCAUGUCUCAGCACUGCACCGUCCAGCGGUGGCCGAUAGGGACGAGAGGAUGGCGAGAGGACUACUGGAACCGGCGAAUUCUCGGUCGCACUGCCUGAACGGAACGCCUGAAACUAUCUCCGUUCCCGGCAGUUUGGGAGCUGCAGAAACUCAACCGUGGAAAGGAUUUGCCCCCUCGCCGGCGAGGGGUCCAUGGAAGAUAUGCUGGCUUACCCCAACUGCCUCCAUCGUAUCCCCAUCGAUCGAAUGGACCAAGCGCGCUGAAGAAAGUUCACCAGGAGCCAAGAAAUCUGCAUUCGCAAGCUCAAGAGAAAUGAGCACUCCUUCAAGGAUGGGCAUUUGGGAGCGCAAUUGGCUCUUGGAGCAGGCUGAGGCGCAGUGGACCGAUGGGGGGAAGGCGGAUCGACGCGGUCCCGAGGAGGAUCGACCGGGUUCCCAACUCCAAUCCCUCCUGAUCCUCGUUCCAUGUGCUCUGCUCUCCGGGCCCGCGCUGAAAUGA
Messenger RNA from Penicillium canariense, 753 nucleotides. RefSeq lists its product as uncharacterized. The transcript is spliced from 2 exons. The record is from RefSeq and is a predicted model, not a curated record. Lineage: Eukaryota; Fungi; Ascomycota; Eurotiomycetes; Eurotiales; Aspergillaceae. The coding region runs from base 1 to 753 and encodes 250 amino acids.